UAACACCUAGCGACCGGCUAACAGAAACUUGAGGUCUACCGACAUUCUAGUCGAAACUGGCACUCUUGAUUGUUUGCUCAAUGUUGAAUUUCUAUAUUACUUUCUAUUCUUUUCUUUAGAGCAUCGGAGCACAUGUAAUUGUUGUGCCUUGAUAGAAAAUAUUUUUACAUGGAUAAAAAUAUUUAUGUUCAUGCUAACGUAAUUUAACAUUGCCAAUUUUCACUAAAAAUGUUUAUCAGUAGCAUUAUAUAAAAUUAAUAUAAAAUUUAGUUCAGUUGAUAUUAAAUUAUUCGAGUUAUUGGCGACAGAAAGUAAUAUAUAUUAUGCCGACUGUGAUUGCUUUGGACGUGUCUCUGUCAAUGAGACGUCCAGUUUUAGGAGCUGGCGUAAAUGAUAACUUACAAAAUGAAUUAAUAACACGACAUCACUUGGCAAUACAAGGAAUAAAUACUCUUUUACAUUAUUUACAAGUUAAUUCCAAAUUAGAAUUUGUUUCCUUAAUUGUAUUUUCAUCAUUAUACGAUGUUAUUUGCCCUUUUACUCGAGAUUAUGACAGUAUAAGAUCUAAAUUACAAAUAAUCGAAGAACGUGAUAAAACUUGUAUAGAAACUGCUCUGCAUGGAGUUAACAAUGUUAUAAUGAGUGAAUGGGGAAACACAACUGCUUGCCAAGUUAUUUUAAUAACUGAUGGAAAUCCAGGAGUUGGGCCUAUGUCACUUGGUCAUUCGUUACAAUCUGUACAUACAGCAAGAGAAUCUAGUUCAUUUCCAUUGCCAUUUCCAUAUCCAGGAAAAUUGAGUGUAGUUUGUUUAACAUCUCAACAAGAUCCUGGCUUUGUUCAAAAUUUCUCUUUAUAUCAAAAAUUAAUUGAAUUAGCUGGGGGAGAUAGUGCUAUACUUAUUCCUGAAGGCAGUUUAACAAAAAAUUCUGUUAACAAUUGUUUUCAGAAACUCGUUGAAACGAAUUACGUAUCUUUUCAAGGAUAUUUAAAAUGUGGAAAUUUAGGAUCGAGAAUCUUAUUAUCUCCGGCACCGAUUAAUUAUACUAAAAAAACUGAUUUUGAAAUUAUCUCGGGGUUGACGAUAUCUAAAACGAUUGAAAUAUGUGGUUUUAUUUCUGUUGCCGAUGUAGGAAGCCCUAAUUCUAUUUCACGACACUUAAUAUUACCUUUACCUACUGAAAAAACACCAAGUAUGCAAGGAGUAGUAACGUUAGACGAAGAAUCCGAUACCGAAAAUAAUGGAGAUGAGGGAAAAUGUCCCUCAUUUUGUGUUCUUUUACAUGGUGCGUUAAAAGUUGAAAAUUUAGCAGCUCUAUGCCUAUUACAGACAGAUUGGUAUGGAUUUAUUUAUUCUUGGGCUGAUACAAAAAAAAAAUGUAGUUUAAUGUUGACAGUAUUAGAACCAGGAACUGAUGUUGUACCGUGGUUAGGUAAUUUUAAUAGUUUAGGUACUGUUGACUCUGCUGACAAAGACAUUGAAGUUUUAAGUUUUCCAAUCAAACCAUCAGAAAAAAGAAGUUAUUCACAAAAUGCACCGUCAUGGAUUAGACAAGUUGGACUACAAUCAGACAUACAAAAAAUUCUAAGACAUGCAAGAAAGUUACCUGAAAAAACCCAAAAUUUCUACAAGGAAUUGAAUAGAUUGAGGCGUGCUGCAUUAUCAAUGGGAUUUAUCGAACUAUUAGAUGGAUUAGCUGCAAUUUUUGAACGAGAAUGCGCUUUGUUACCACCAAACUUACACGUAGAUUGUACAAUACAAAUGGGCCACGUUGCUGAAAUGUUACGAAAGCCUUUCUUUCGAGAGCUUAAAAAUAAUAUUACGCCUGUAAGAACGAAAUUUCAUCAAGGAGAUCAAUAAGUUAUUUUGUAUUUUAAUAUUUUCUAUCAAAUUAUUUAAUUAAUUUUUUCAUAAUUAAUAAAAUUGUACAAAUGUA
This is a messenger RNA of Chelonus insularis, 1935 nucleotides long. It is a transcript of the gene IntS14, whose product is annotated as integrator complex subunit 14. Gene Ontology annotation, biological process: snRNA 3'-end processing. The record is from RefSeq and is a predicted model, not a curated record. Gene Ontology annotation, cellular component: integrator complex. The transcript is spliced from 4 exons. Bases 324 to 1859 code for a protein of 511 amino acids. NCBI's taxonomy places the organism in Eukaryota, Metazoa, Arthropoda, Insecta, Hymenoptera, Braconidae.